CGUGAGUAGAGCGGCCAAUGGGUGGCUGGUGCAGGUUUAACUAUGUUUAAUGUCAGAUAGCAAUAAAGUAGAAGCUGCCGGUCGGGCCCCGCGGAAAUGGGCGAGCAUAAUCUCCUGAAUCCUGGGUUUGUGGGGCCGCUGGUGAAUAUCCACACAGGAGACACCUUCUACUUCCCCAACUUCCGCGCGUCAGGGGCACAACUCCCGGGGUUGCCUUCGCUGUCCUACCCACGCCGCGACAACGUGUGCUCGCUGCCCUGGCCGUCGGCCGAGCCGUGCAAUGGCUACCCACAGCCCUAUCUCGGCAGUCCGGUGUCUCUCAACCCGCCUUUCGGCCGCACGUGCGAGUUGGCUCGCGUGGAGGAUAGCAAGGGUUACUACCGAGAACCCUGCGCUGAGGGCGGCGGCGGGGGCCUAAAGCGGGAGGAGCGCGGGCGCGAACCUGGAGCGGGACCCGGGGCAGCGCUGCUGCAACUGGAGCCGUCGGGGCCACCUGCGCUCGGCUUCAAGUACGACUACACGGCGAGCGGCGGCGGUGGCGACGGCAGCACGGGACCACCCCACGACCCACCCUCGUGCCAGUCACUGGAAUCCGACUCCAGUUCGUCCCUACUCAACGAGGGCAAUAAGAGCGCCAGCGCUGGUGACCCUGGCUCUCUGGUUUCGCCGUUGAACCCAGGCGGCGGGCUCUCAGCCAGCGGCGCGCCCUGGUACCCGAUCCACAGCCGCUCGCGAAAGAAGCGCAAGCCGUAUUCGAAGUUGCAGCUGGCUGAGCUGGAGGGCGAGUUUCUGGUCAACGAGUUCAUCACACGCCAGCGUCGGAGGGAACUCUCGGACCGCUUGAAUCUUAGUGAUCAGCAGGUCAAGAUUUGGUUCCAGAACCGGAGAAUGAAAAAGAAAAGACUUCUGCUGAGGGAGCAAGCUCUCUCCUUCUUCUAGGGAGCAGGACAUGCGUGCUAGCCCCAGACUAAGCUUGCCUUGGUGGAGCAAGAGGGGGCGCAGCCUGGGACAUAGUCCCGCUUACAACGCCA
Molecule: messenger RNA, 1031 nt
Organism: Mus caroli (Ryukyu mouse)
Lineage: Eukaryota; Metazoa; Chordata; Mammalia; Rodentia; Muridae
Gene: Hoxc12
Product: homeobox C12
Biological process (GO): regulation of DNA-templated transcription
Molecular function (GO): sequence-specific double-stranded DNA binding; DNA-binding transcription factor activity, RNA polymerase II-specific
Source: RefSeq, a predicted model, not a curated record